This is a messenger RNA of Pichia membranifaciens NRRL Y-2026, 363 nucleotides long. RefSeq lists its product as hypothetical. Bases 15 to 254 code for a protein of 79 amino acids. The record is from RefSeq and is a predicted model, not a curated record. The transcript has a single exon. NCBI's taxonomy places the organism in Eukaryota, Fungi, Ascomycota, Pichiomycetes, Pichiales, Pichiaceae.
UGAGACGCUCGGACAUGAACCGCCACGAGCGGUCCUUGCAUCUGAAGACUACGUUCAAGUGCUUUGGAAAGUGCAACAGGCAGAAGUGGGGCUGUGGCCACCUCUAUUCCCGCAAGGACGGCUUGCGUAAGCACUGGAAGAGUGCCCAAGGGCAGGAGUGUUUGCGGGAGUUCAUGGUGCUCAACAACCUCACCGAGCACUACCAUGAGGUGAAGGACUUGGAGAAGAUUAUCGAGUUGACGCAUUUGUUCUAAAUCUCUCGGAGUGCGCAAAAAGUGAGCCAACGCACAAAGGCUGCGAAAGCCAGCUCCUAACUAAGAAAGUAAAUAACUAAGUAACUGAGAAAAUAAGCAUUGCGUGUCG